Malus domestica (apple) is the source of this 2536-nucleotide messenger RNA. RefSeq names its product probable catabolite repression protein creC. Gene Ontology annotation, molecular function: protein binding. The record is from RefSeq and is a predicted model, not a curated record. Lineage: Eukaryota; Viridiplantae; Streptophyta; Magnoliopsida; Rosales; Rosaceae.
CUAAGCUCCAAACACCCCAAACAAAAACCACACUUUCAUUCGAUUACUUUCCCAUCCUCAUCGGAGACACCAACACCCCGCGCACCACCCGAUCCCGCCUCCCCAAAAAGCAGAACAAAAAACCAGUUAAAAAGAACACUCUACGAUGUUGUCUCUCUCUGUCAGUCGGUGGCUGUGAUUCCCUUAAUUUCAACGACGAUGUUCAACAACGGGUACGCCAACAACAAAAACUGCCUGAGCCCGAUGCCGUCGGCAUCAUCGUCAACGACGGCGACGCCCCAAACGACGUCGUCUUCUUCUUCUGGCACAACAAAUUCCCAGACCCAAUCUCUGAUAAAGGCGUAUUUCAAAACCCCAGAAGGCCGAUACAAACUUCACUCGGAGAAGACUCGGCCGCCCAACCUCCUCCCCUACUCGUACGCCAAGUCAAUUUCUCAGGUGACGGUAGCGCAGCUCAAGGACAAGCCUAGCAGCCAGCCUACGCUGACGCCGAGUUUCAGCACCACCGGGGUGCGGUCGGCGGCGGCGAGGCUGUUGGGAGGAAGCGGGGGCAAAGCUCUAAACUUUGUGGGAGGGAGUGGAUAUAGCAGAACCAGCAAUGGGAGUAGCAGGUAUGCUCAUUUCGGCGGGUCGAAUGGGACCCACCACGCUGUCAACUCGAAUCUCGGCGGUAAAGGGUCGUUUUUGGUUUUCAAUGUUGGGGAUACUGUUUAUAUCAGUGAUCUCAAUUCGCCUGAUAAGGAUCCUAUUAAGUCCUUGCAUUUUAGCAAUUCGAACCCAGUGUGCCAUGCUUUUGAUUCCGAGGCCAAGGACGGGCAUGACUUGCUUAUUGGAUUGAGCUCUGGAGAUAUUUAUUCCGCGUCUUUGAGGCAGCAAUUGCAAGAUUCUGGAAAGAAGCUUGUUGGUGCCCAUCAUUAUAACAAAGAAGGUGCUGUCACUAGCAGCCGGUGUACCAGUGUUGCGUGGGUUCCUAAAGGGAAUGGUACCUGUGUUGCUGCUCAUGCUGAUGGAAAUUUGUAUGUCUAUGAGAAGAGUAAGGAAAGUGCUGGUGAUUCUUCUUUCCCAGCUAUAAAGGAUCAUACUCAAUUUUCGGUGGCUCAUGCAAGAUCCAGUAAGAGUAAUCCAAUUUCCAGAUGGCAUAUUUGCCAAGGUUCAAUAAACAGCAUUGUUUACUCAGCAGAUGGGGAAAAUUUGGCAACCGUCGGUAGAGAUGGCUAUUUGCGAGUAUUUGACUACUCAAAAGAACAACUAGUAUUCGGUGGUAAGAGUUAUUAUGGUGCUCUUCUGUGUUGCUCGUGGAGUCCGGAUGGGAAAUACAUUUUGACAGGAGGGGAAGAGGAUCUUGUUACCGUGUGGAGCAUGGAAGAUAGAAAAGUAGUAGCUUGGGGUGAAGGGCACAACUCAUGGGUCAGUGGUGUUGCUUUUGAUUCAUAUUGGUCACCACCAAGUUCAAAUGACACGGAAGAAAAUAUUGUUUACCGUUUUGGUUCUGUGGGUCAGGACACAAAAUUGCUCCUAUGGGACCUGCCAAUGGAUGAGAUUGUAGUGCCGCUUCGCCGAAGUUCGCUUGGUGGAUCUCCAACAUUCAGCACAGGUAGCCAGUCAUCCCAUUGGGACAGCGUUUACCCUAUUGGCACUCUUCAACCUGCUCCCAGCAUGCGGGACAUUCCAAAGCUCUCCCCACUGGUGUCCCACUGCGUUCAUUCUGAGCCCCUAUCCGGAUUACUUUUCACAGAGGAUGCUAUUCUCACCGCAUCUUGGGAGGGGCAUGUGAAAAUUUGGAUGAGACCCGGUGAGCCUGAAACUAAAACAAACGCAGAAGCCCUGCUAGGUGCUAGUCCGAAGGACCAACUCCUCACAGGCAAAGGUUACACAGAACUGGCAAAAAGCAAGCCAUUCACUGAAAGUAAAUCAUACAACCCACAAUCCCUGCUCGGCGCUACUUCAAAGGAGCAACAACCACUGACAGGCAAAGGUGGCGCUUUUAAUUUCAAGGAAAUGUCGAAAAGCAGUCGAUUGGGGUACCUUCCGUAGUGCUGAUUCGCCGUUUGAACCUGUAAUUAUGCCGCUUCCAGCAACUUGGUUCCUUCAGAAUGCCAUACGUAGCAUACCAGGUCGUUGAGUUGUUUCAGUUGAUGGCUAUGAUCUAGCUCAACGGUGACAAACGACGUUUGCUUUUACAGAAGAAGCGCGGAAAGAGGGGUAGAGAGAGAUGCAUUGCUUUUAGGUUUUUGCAUAGGUAGGUUUACUACUUACAACUCACAAUAUUCACUUGCUGUUGACUGCUUUUCUAGAGGACAAUACAUGUACAAAUACCCAUUGUUUUGCGUCUGCAGAGGCAAAAUCUCUUCAUUUUCCUUUCAAGUUACAAAAUACUUCAGAGAAUCUGUAUUCUUGUAAUGGUCACCAUGGCCAGAAUAAAAAGGAUAUCGGAGUUGCCUGCGCUGGUGUCGAGUGUUUCGCUUUAAAACUAGCACCGGUAUGUGUUUCGGAUGUGAUUCAUAUAAAUGAAAGUUUUCUGUGGUGUUUAACGGGA